UGAUUAAAUGCCUUUAAAUACAAAUUUUGUAGUUAGAAUGAAUAUUUUAUAUAACAAUGAAAUAUUUUUAAAUAAUAACUGGUUUCUAUUGUUUAUUCUGUUUUUAUAGGAUCUAUAUAUUGUUAUUUGAUUUGCUUAUAAAAAAGUUGCAGAAUGGGAUACUGAUAUGAUUAUUCGAAAGUUCAUGCCGAUAACAAAACCAAAUUUGGUUGGCUCCCUCUGUCUUAUAGUUUUAAUGUUAUCUCAAUCCAUGUAUCUUGUUUGCUUCCACUUCUAUUUCAUAACUGCCAGUCUAAGGUCCAAGUGAGGCGUAUUAGUUCAUUUAGCUGGUACCACCUGAUAUUCGCAGAUGUUAGUUGAGACUUAACUAAUAUUUACAAUUGAAGUGUUGCGUGUAUCGUUCUAUGAUAUAUUUGUUUAUACUUCUAACAUUUUCAAUAUUAUUUUAACAAUAAUGAACGGAUUAGUUGCUCUAGUAACUGGUGGUGCAUCUGGAUUGGGACUUGGUGUUGUACGAAGAUUUAUAAAAGAAGGUGCGAAAGUAGCUAUUGCUGAUUUACCAACAUCUAAAGGAAAUGAAAUUGCUGAUGAACUUGGACAGUCUGCUGUCUUUACACCAAUGAAUGUGGUAUCAACGGAUGACAUAAAAGCUGCUUUAGAUACAAUACAGAAGAAAUUCCAAAAAUUGGAUGUCGUAGUAAAUGCAGCAGGAAUAGCCUACGCCCACAAAGUAUUUAAUCAUAAUACAGAGACUCCACACACUUUAGAGGUUUUUGAAAGUGUGAUUAAAGUAAAUGUUAAUGGAACAUUUAAUGUUACUAGAUUAUCUAUACCAUUGUUGUAUAAGAAUACACCAGAUAAUGAUGGACAUAGGGGAGUGAUAAUUAAUACAGCAAGCAUUGCAGCAUUGGAAGGACAAACAGGUCAGGUAGCAUAUUCUGCGAGCAAAGGUGCGAUUGUUAGUAUGACUUUGCCACUAGCUCGUGACCUAAGUAACAUUGGUGUUCGUGUUGUUACAAUCGCACCUGGAAUAUUUGAUACACCAUUGUUGGGAAUGUUACCACCGAAAGUACAUAUGUAUUUAAUGAAAUCAGUACCAUUUCCAAAUAGAUUGGGUGAUCCUGAUGAAUUUGCUAAGUUAGCACAACAUAUUGUUGAAAAUCGUUAUUUGAAUGGAGAAGUGAUAAGAUUAGAUGGUGCUCUCAGAAUGCAACCUUGAAUAUAAUUUUUUGUAUACUUUUAUGUUGUUUAUACGAACAUGGAACAUGGAUAAAGGAUUUUCAGAACAUGGAUGUCACAAAUAAAAGUUAUAUAAAAUCAGACAAAAGUGUAUAAAAAAUGAAUAAAACCGUUAAUUUUUUUACAUGCAA
Bombus pascuorum is the source of this 1370-nucleotide messenger RNA. RefSeq names its product 3-hydroxyacyl-CoA dehydrogenase type-2-like (gene scu). Gene Ontology annotation, molecular function: estradiol 17-beta-dehydrogenase [NAD(P)+] activity. Gene Ontology annotation, cellular component: mitochondrion. Lineage: Eukaryota; Metazoa; Arthropoda; Insecta; Hymenoptera; Apidae. The transcript has 3 exons. Gene Ontology annotation, biological process: androgen metabolic process; fatty acid metabolic process; estrogen metabolic process. The record is from RefSeq and is a predicted model, not a curated record. Bases 455 to 1219 code for a protein of 254 amino acids.